Messenger RNA from Hippoglossus stenolepis (Pacific halibut), 890 nucleotides. RefSeq names its product D-dopachrome tautomerase (gene ddt). Bases 89 to 445 code for a protein of 118 amino acids. NCBI's taxonomy places the organism in Eukaryota, Metazoa, Chordata, Actinopteri, Pleuronectiformes, Pleuronectidae. Gene Ontology annotation, molecular function: phenylpyruvate tautomerase activity. The transcript is spliced from 3 exons. The record is from RefSeq and is a predicted model, not a curated record.
UGUGUCUGAUCCAUAGGUUUUAUAUAGUCUGCCGACCUCGUCCUCACACUGAACUGGGAGCGCUGUGAAAUAUUGAACAGUGUUAAAGAUGCCUUUCAUCGAGCUACAAACGAACCUGCCGGUCAGCUCCUUCCCUGAGGCAUUCAUGAUGAAGUUGUGUAGCAACACCGCAGCUGCUCUGGGAAAACCUGAGGACAGGAUGAAUGUGGUGGUGAAACCUGGGCUGCCAAUGCUGAUGGCAGGCUCUUGCUCUCCAUGCCUGAUGCUUUCAGUUUCUGCCAUCGGUGUGACUGACUCCGCUGAGAAGAACAAGGAGCACAGUGCCAAGAUCUUUGAGUUCCUGACCAGAGAACUUGGUCUGACUGACGACAGGAUUGUAAUUCAGUUCCACGCGCUGCAGCCUCACCAGGUCGGGAAGAAGGGAACCGUGAUGAGCUUCUUGUGAAGGAUGUUGUUGUUUCUGACACCGGUCGCGAUCUCAGUCCUAGCAACAGACGAAGUAGACAGACAAAAUCAGUUUCAAUCUCACAGUAAAGUAACGAUUGUCACUUUAAAGGCACUUACUGUAUUUUCUUUUCAUAUCAAGGUCUACUAUCAAACAGGAUACUAAGAAGUUCUCUUUUGAAUUAUUUAAAGACUAACAUUUACUUACAAAUGACUUGUAUAACAAAGUGUUAAAGAAGACAGCACUAGAACUACAGGGAAUAAAUGUCACUAUUUUCAACAAAAUCAUUUUGAGAAAACAGAAUUACAUUGUUUUUUCUUUUUUUAAUGCUCAGAAUAUUGACUUUAAUGUUUGUGAUGAUACAAAAAGUAAUGUUGCCUGAUCAUCUGUUCAGAGGUUUGAAACAGAAAAUAUAUUUUCAUUAAAAACAUGGAGAUUAACUGGA